AUGUGGCAAUCACACCCGGAGCUUUACCAGAUUGCCACAGACACUAACAUUUUGGUCGCUGACGCCCUUAGAGUGCGCCCUCCGGCGAUUUCUUUCUUCAGGACGCUGGAGGCAGGAGAGGCCGCAUCUUGGAAUGCACUUGUGGCUGAGCUCGAGGGGAGGAGCCUCAGCCAGGAAAACGACGCGGUCGCGUGGAGGCUAACUGCUUCUCGGAAAUUCUCGGUGAAAUCCUUAUACGAGAAGCUGACAGAGGGGAAUGAGCUAGACAUGGCUAGGGGGCUUUGGAAGGCUGGCAUUCCCCUCAAGAUCAAGAUCUUUAUGUGGCAAAUGUUCCGUAAUCGCCUUCCAACCUCAGAUAAUGUGGCCAAGCGUAACGGGCCGGCGAACGGGACAUGCGCCAUUUGUGCCCUCGGGGAGGACGCUAACCACGUCUUCUUCGGGUGCUGUCUUGCUAGAUUUGCGUGGAGCGCGGCUUGGGCGCCAUUGGGGAAGCAGCGUGACGAGGGACGCAUGACCGAGAUCAUGGAGCAGAUCAAGCUGUGCAUGGCGAGAUCAAGACAGCAAGGACAACAUGCUUGA
Aegilops tauschii subsp. strangulata is the source of this 579-nucleotide messenger RNA. The record is from RefSeq and is a predicted model, not a curated record. NCBI's taxonomy places the organism in Eukaryota, Viridiplantae, Streptophyta, Magnoliopsida, Poales, Poaceae.